Suillus subalutaceus is the source of this 1110-nucleotide messenger RNA. RefSeq names its product major facilitator superfamily domain-containing protein. Gene Ontology annotation, biological process: transmembrane transport. Lineage: Eukaryota; Fungi; Basidiomycota; Agaricomycetes; Boletales; Suillaceae. Gene Ontology annotation, cellular component: membrane. The record is from RefSeq and is a predicted model, not a curated record. The transcript has 6 exons. The coding region runs from base 1 to 1074 and encodes 357 amino acids. Gene Ontology annotation, molecular function: transmembrane transporter activity.
AUGAUGCAAGUGCCAGGUUAUACUGGGAUUGUUGUCGCCCGCUUCUUUCUUGGCUUCGCCGAAGCUCCCUUCUUCCCCGGGAUGAUAUUUCUUGUAUCUAAAUGGUACAAGCGGGACGAGCUCGCCUUGAGAAUAGCUCUCGUUACUUGUGGAAGUUUUCUCAGCUCCGCAUUCGGGUCCCUGUUGGCAUCUGCUAUACUCCACGGCAUGCAAGACAAACUUGGUCAAGCUGCAUGGAGAUGGUUAUUUUUCAUUGAAGGCGGGGUUACCAUCUUGGUCGCGAUUUGUGCGAUAUUCGUACUCCCUGAUUUCCCGCACAACACCAGGUGGAUCACCCCGGAGGAAAGAGCACUUGCCAUCUCUCGCCUUGUAGAAGAUGGCUAUAGUGAGGCUGACGAGCUUGGGAAGCAGACGACCAUGCAAGGAGUGCGGGAUGCUGUAUCUGACUGGAAGGUGUGGUGGUUUUCGGUUGCAGCCAUGUUCCAGUUAGUGGGGCAGUCUUUUUUCAUUUACUUCCCAACGCUGUGCGCAACACUGGGAUAUGAUACGACUGUAACACUGCUGCUUUGCGCUCCUCCGUGGGUGUUUGCGACUAUAGUCGCAUUUAUUCUUACAUGGUACUCUGACAAGAAGCAAAUGCGUUACAAAUGCUUUGUUAUCUCUAAUGCAUUCGGCAUCCUUGCAUUCACCAUAUCUGCCCUUACGAUGAACAAGGCUACGCGCUAUAUUUCACUGUUCCUGAUGGCUCAAACCCUCACUGGAUACAUGUUGCUCUUAGGGUGGAUCAGCAAUAUUUUCGCCAGAGAACCCGCAAAGCGUGCCAUUGCCAUUGCUUUGAUGAACGCACUGGGGCAGACAGGCGGUAUUAUUGGAUCAUAUGUAUGGCCGUUGAAAUGGGGCCCGACAUAUCGUUAUUCCUAUGUCAUCUGCAUCGCUGCACUUGGAGUUUCGACAGGCAUGUUUGGUGGUAUGUAUUUGUAUUUGAAGCAUUUGAAUGAGCGGAUUGAGAGGAACGAGCGGAAUGCGAAGGACGUCAACGAGAUUCAGGAGAUUAGUUUUAAAUAUAUGGUGUAGUUGAAGGUUGAAAUACUGAUCGCUUCUGACAGUUGU